Molecule: messenger RNA, 1432 nt
Organism: Gasterosteus aculeatus aculeatus (three-spined stickleback)
Lineage: Eukaryota; Metazoa; Chordata; Actinopteri; Perciformes; Gasterosteidae
Product: galectin-related protein B
Molecular function (GO): carbohydrate binding
Source: RefSeq, a predicted model, not a curated record
CCAUAGAAAUGAAAUAAUGCAUGACCAGCAACAGAAAAGCAUUGACAGGAAUGUGGAGAGUUGAAGCCGCAUUUUCGCUCCAGUCCCCCCAAAACCACCCUCUUCAUGAACUAACUUCUUUUCUAAAUUUUUCUUUUGUAUCGAACUGGUUUAGCGGAUUGUAAUAUGCGGCCCUCCCCCUCUCCCCCUCUGCCUGUCUCCCACCUCUGUCACAGCCAAAUUGGGAGCCUGUCUCCAUGACAACGUGGAACAGGAGGGGUUUGCCAGUUGGAGUCAAUCAGUUGGCAUCACCGCUCGAAACCUCCACACUGCAUCACGCCCUGAGUGGAAUGGACGAAAAGGACCAGAAAGAAAAUGGGGAGUAUACUGGAGAGAUAAAGGGUGGACUACGGCCUUCAAUGAAGCUGGUGGUCAUUGGAAUUAUUAACAAAGAACCUAAAAACAUCGAGGUGAUUCUGUCCUGUGAGCCCGAGGAGGAGGACACGGACGCCGAUGUGGGAUUUCAGCUGAAGGUGAGCUUCAUGGAUAAAGCCGUCCAACGCAACGCUCGCCUGGCUGGAGAGUGGGGAAGACCUGAAACUACCCUCUCCUACUUUCCAUUUGCACCGGGAGAAUCCUUCAAGAUGGAGAUAGUUUGUGAGCACCAGCAGUUUCGCGUCUUGGUGGACGGACAGCCUCUGUGCGGAUUCACCCACCGGCUCUCCCAGCUCGCCUCCCUCACUGCCUUACGCGUCUUUGGAGACCUUCAGCUCACCAAGGUGGCCUAAAACACCAGCGCUGGUGGUUAGAAUAGAGCUUCUCUGAAUGAAGUGACCCAGGAGGGGGGGGGAAAGUGACGCCUGUCUCGUAAUCACGUGUUGAGAGCAUUCACUAGAUUACCUGUUUGGGGACUUGAAGUUAGACUGAAUGUAAACGGUUGUCAGUGUCUUAAAUCAAGGAAUGUGAUGUGAACUGUUGCAAUCGUGGUCCAAGCGACACUACUUUCUCUUCCCGGUGAACAUUUGCACAGACGUGAUGCGUCACUGCUGAAAGGAGUGCCACAUCCGUCUGAGCGCAUUCGAAACCUCUGACGUCUGUCUUUGAUUCCUCCGCAGUUAACCUUUGAAAGCACUUACUCUUAUACGAGCGCCUGCAUGAAGACGAAUGUUUCUGAAAUCAACCGAUUGCCGCUCUGUGCCCGACUCAGUGCUCUAACAUGUAGUAAUAUAAAGCGACUCGUUGCAUGCCGUUAACACACAGCGUUGGUUUGUCUCCAGAUUAAACACAAAGUUGCAGAGGAUGUAGAACUUUCUGUUAUUUUAACAAUAUUUAACAAUAACAACCAUGAAAAGCUUCCAAUGCCCUCGGGUUCUUGUGCUUUUCUUCUCCCCUGUGUGAACGUUUCAUACUGACUUUACUGCGCUGCAAUAAAUCACCUUUGUUGUUAAAUGUU